This is a messenger RNA of Gadus macrocephalus (Pacific cod), 2072 nucleotides long. RefSeq names its product 5-aminolevulinate synthase, non-specific, mitochondrial-like. Gene Ontology annotation, cellular component: mitochondrial matrix; mitochondrion. The coding region runs from base 114 to 1988 and encodes 624 amino acids. The transcript is spliced from 11 exons. Gene Ontology annotation, molecular function: pyridoxal phosphate binding; 5-aminolevulinate synthase activity. Lineage: Eukaryota; Metazoa; Chordata; Actinopteri; Gadiformes; Gadidae. The record is from RefSeq and is a predicted model, not a curated record. Gene Ontology annotation, biological process: erythrocyte development; hemoglobin biosynthetic process; heme biosynthetic process.
CCUGUCAGGGGCAGCUGACAGGCAAUGCCCAAUGAAGGCAGGCUCCACCACAGUGAGCAUCUUCUCUGGCUUCAGCGUGUGCAACAUCUUGUCGUCAUAGUGCUAGUUGAGCCAUGUUUCGCAGGAUAUCUUUCCUCUGUUUCUUCAAAGUGGAGUGGGAUGUGUUCAGGUCACGGUGCUCUCAGAUGGACACACUUACCCGCCGUUGUCCCUUCCUGACGGUCGUACCGAGCACAGUGCUGCAUUCAGCCGGUCAGAGCUCGCUGGUGGGCUAUGCACUGAAGUGCCCUGUGAUGAUGGAGCUGGCGUCGAGGCCCCGGGUCCGGGAGCUCUCCUCUUCAGCCUCAGUGGCUUCAGUAACAUCACCAAAAGAAUCGGGCCAAACCCUCCCUCCUGGCGAGCAGCCGACCAGCUCCAAGUGCCCCUUCCUGGCCUCUGAGAUGGUGCAGCACAUCGACCUUGUGGUCAGGGAGGCCAGGCUAGAGCUCCAAGAGGAUGUCCACAAGAUGAACUCCGCCCGCACAAAUCAAUUGCCAGAGAAUUCAUCGUUGCUGGGCCUUAAAGAGACCAGGGCCCAUAAACCAACAGCUCCUGUGGUUUCUCACCUACUGCGGGACUUUCUGCCCAAAGCUAGCUUCUUCAGCUACGACAGCUUCUUUGAGAACAAGAUUGACGUCAAGAAGAGGGACCACACGUACCGGGUGUUCAAGACGGUGAACCGGCACGCCGCCUCCUUCCCCAUGGCAGACCAUUACUCCCAGUCUCCCUACUCCCAGACUGCCAGUGGGAUGAGGGGCGUGUCUGUGUGGUGCAGCAACGACUACCUGGGCAUGAGUCGCCACCCCUCGGUCCUCAACGCUGUCAAGGAUGCUCUGCUGACCCAUGGAGCCGGCGCUGGGGGCACCAGGAGCAUCUCGGGGACCAGCAAGUUCCACGUGGACCUGGAGCACGAGCUGGCUGACCUGCACGGCAAGGACGCCGCGCUGCUCUUCACCUCCUGUUUUGUAGCCAAUGACUCCACCCUGUUCACUCUGGCCAAAAUGCUACCAGGUUGCCAGAUCUAUUCUGAUGCAGGCAACCACGCCUCGAUGAUCCAGGGCAUAAGGACCAGCGGCGCCCAGAAGUUUGUCUUCCGUCACAAUGACGUGGGACACCUGCGAGAGCUGCUGCGGCAGGCUGACCCGGCCACUCCGAAAAUCGUGGCCUUCGAGACAGUACACUCUAUGGAUGGUGCUGUGUGCCCUCUGGAGGAGAUAUGUGAUACUGCCCAUGAGUUUGGCGCCAUUACAUUUGUGGAUGAGGUGCACGCGGUGGGCCUUUAUGGGGCCCGGGGCGGGGGCAUCGGAGACCGGGACGGGGUCAUGCACAAAAUGGACAUCAUCUCCGGCACACUUGGCAAGGCCUUCGGCUGCAUGGGGGGCUACAUCGCGGGUACCGCCGCCCUGGUGGACACAGUGAGAUCCUACGCCGUGGGCUUCACCUUCACCACCUCCCUGCCCCCCAUGCUGCUGGCCGGUGCCAGGGAGUCCGUCCGUAUCCUGAAGAGCCGGGAGGGCCGCGGCGUGCGGAGGAGCCACCAGAGGAGUGUGGCGCUGCUGCGGCAAAUGCUGACAGCCUCCGGGCUGCCCGUGGUGCGCUGCCCCAGUCACAUCAUCCCCGUGCUGGUGGCGGAUGCAGAGAAGAACACGGAGGUGAGCGACCUCCUGAUGUCCCGGGACCAGAUCUACGUCCAGGCCAUCAACCACCCCACGGUGGCCAAGGGGGAGGAGCUUCUGCGCAUCGCCCCCACGCCGCACCACACCCCCCAGAUGAUGCAACACUUUGUCGAGCGCCUGGUGGAGGCCUGGCAGGAGGUGGGUCUGGACCUGAGGUCUCGCGCGUCAGGAGGGUGUAACUUCUGCACCCAGCCGCUGCACUUUGAGCUGAUGAGUGAGAAGGAGAGGUCCUACUUCCAGGGCCUCAGCCACGUGAUAUCAGCGACCGCAUAACGUAACCAUGAUGAGGAGGAGGAGGUGGAUUAUGAUGAUCAUCAUCAUUAUUUGAAUUAUGUUGCAUCUUUCAGUACACAUCAU